Molecule: messenger RNA, 999 nt
Organism: Pistacia vera
Lineage: Eukaryota; Viridiplantae; Streptophyta; Magnoliopsida; Sapindales; Anacardiaceae
Product: probable acylpyruvase FAHD1, mitochondrial
Exons: 8
Coding region: 70-750 (226 amino acids)
Cellular component (GO): mitochondrion
Molecular function (GO): acetylpyruvate hydrolase activity
Source: RefSeq, a predicted model, not a curated record
CCUACCCUUUUAGGCUGUUAGAUGUAUUGGUCAGCUGUUUGAAUUACGAUCAUCGACAUUUCUGAAGCGAUGGCGACUGCGUUGUCCGGCAUGCAAAAGCUCCUCGAAGUAGGCACCAAGAUCGUUGCCGUUGGCCGUAACUACGCUGCUCACGCCAAAGAACUCGGUAACGCUGUACCUAAGGAGCCGGUUUUGUUUCUCAAACCGACGUCGUCUUACCUAGAAAAUGGAGGGACCAUCGAGGUUCCCCAUCCGUUGGAUUCACUUCAUCAUGAGGUGGAGCUUGCCGUCGUGAUCGGAAAGAAAGCUCGAGAUGUACCUGAAACCACUGCCAUGGACUAUGUUGGAGGCUAUGCGUUGGCACUCGAUAUGACUGCUAGGGAAAUACAAUCUGCUGCAAAGUCUGCAGGUCUUCCAUGGACAGUGGCGAAGGGACAGGACACCUUCACACCAAUUAGCACUGUUCUACCAAAGUCAGCAUUGCCCGACCCAGACAACGUUGAACUCUGGUUAAAGGUGGAUGGAGAAGUACGACAGAAGGGCUCCACCAAGGAUAUGAUUUUUAAGAUCCCAUAUCUCAUUAGCCACAUAAGUUCAAUUAUGACACUUUUGGAAGGAGAUGUCAUCUUAACAGGCACUCCACCAGGUGUUGGCCCUGUAAAAGUAGGUCAAAAGAUAACAGCCGGAAUAACAGGCCUCCUGGAUGUUCACUUUGAUGUUGCAAAACGCAAAAGGCCUGGAAGCGUUUGAGCUUAUGGCUCAAUGGUACAUUAAAUUUUGUCAGUUGCAGCAAGAUAUAGCAGUUGGAUUGGAAUUUGUUUGUUUUUUCGCAAAGGGCUGAGGCAGGAAUUGUAUCCAUGGUUGGAGGAAGCAUUGUUCUGUUUAGUUGACUGUUUUGAGCGCUGGAAGCAAACAUCAAGAGCACAAUUGAAUUGCACCUAAUAAUGGGGUCGUGGCUUUUCUAAGAAGGGAGGACAUCUAUUUAAAAAAAAAAAAAAA